AUGGCCGACUACUCCAUGUACCACGCCCUCGGUCAGGGCGAACAGCUUGACCCCAACGACCCCAACAGCCGGACCCAGCCGGCCGCUCCCCAGUUCGCGCCUCCCAUCGCCCAGCAGCAGCAGCAACAAUAUGGCGGCCACCCGUACGGCGCGUCGCCCCAGCUCCAGGGGCAGCAGCAACAGUACAUGGGCGGCGUCCCAUCCCCGGCUGCCGCUCCUGGCUACGGACCGCCUCAACCCCACGGCCAGGGGCAAGAGCAGUACGGCGCGCCGCAGGACCUAACCUCGCAGAUGGCUGGCUUGGGCAUCCAGGAUGCGGCGCAACACACGGCCCGGAGGAAGAAGAAGGACCGACAUGCUUUCCACACCGUCGAGGCCCCCGCCGGCUCGUCCCAGGCCUUCAAUGGCAUGCCGCCCGCUGGAACUCCCCAGACCGCCUUCCUGAACGCCGAUCCGUCCGUCGCCGCCGGUGGCCAGUUCCUCGGCCAGCCCGUCACCCCGAACCAGUUCGGAAACAGCCAGUUCCCGGCACCGGUCAACCCGCCUUUCAAUCCUGCUGCCGCCUCGCCGGCCGAGUUCGCCGCUCGGAACGGGAGCGCCGACCAAGGGCCGCAGGCUGCAUAUGUGCCGGCUUCGGGAGGUGGCCAGGUCUCGCCCGACGACAUCCCCAGUGUGCCCAUCUCGAGAGACGUGCCGCAGCAGCAUUUCCUCAACAAUGUCUACCCGACAUUUGAACGCCAUGUUCCUCCCCCGGCCUCCAUCUCCUAUGUUGCCUUCGACCAGGGCAACUCGGCCCCCAAGUUCACCCGCCUGACCAUGAACAACAUCCCGGCAAGCAAGGAGGGCCUCAACAGCAUGGGGCUACCGCUGGGACUCCUUGUCCAGCCCCUCGCCAAGCUCCAGCCCGGUGAGCUGGAGAUUCCACUGCUCGACUUCGGCGACCAAGGCCCUCCGAGGUGCAGGAGAUGCAGGGCAUACAUCAAUCCAUUCAUGAUGUUCCGAUCCGGUGGCAGCAAGUUUGUCUGCAACCUCUGUACUUACCCUAAUGAUACCCCAUCCGAAUACUUCUGCGCCACCACCCCCCAAGGCGUCAGAGUCGACCGAGAUCAACGGCCAGAGCUGUGCCGCGGCACUGUUGAGUUCACUGUGCCCAAGGAGUACUACACCAAGGAGCCUGUCGGCUUGAACUGGCUGUUCCUUAUCGACGUUACCCAGGAGGCUUUCAACAAGGGUUUCCUCGAAGCCUUCUGCGAGGGUAUCCUGGCUGCAUUGUAUGCACCCGAUGGCGACGACGACGAGAAGGACGAGAACGGAGAGUCGAAACGGAGGUUGCCGCCUGGUGCCAAGGUUGGGUUUGUGACCUACGACAAGGACAUCCACUUCUACUCCUGCCAUCCCUCGCUUGAGCAGCCUCAGAUGCUGGUCAUGCCCGAUGUGGAAGAUCCCUUCGUACCCCUGAGCACGGGUCUGUUUGUGGAUCCCCACGAAUCCCGGGCUGUCAUCACCUCGCUCCUGACGAGACUUCCCACCCUUUUCUCCAGCAUCAAGAACCCAGAGCCUGCAUUGCUGCCGACCCUCAACUCGGCCCUCGCGGCUCUAGAAAAGACCGGUGGCAAGGUUGUCUGCUCAUUGUCCUCUCUGCCAACCUGGGGCCCGGGUCGUCUCUUUAUGAGAGAUGAUGGCAAGCACCCCGGCGGCGAGCUUGACAAGAAGCUCUACAACACUGAGCACCCCGGCUGGAAGAAGGUCGCAGAGAAGAUGGUCGCCGCCGGUGUGGGUGUCGACUUCUUCCUGGCGGCCCCGUCUGGCGGCUAUCUUGACGUUGCCACCAUUGGACAUGUCUCCUCGUUCACGGGCGGCGAGACAUUCUACUACCCGAACUUCGUGGCCGGCCGUGAUAACGCCAAGCUUUCCUUGGAGAUCAAGCACACCGUCACGAGAGAGACCGGAUACCAGGCUCUGAUGAAAGUACGUUGCUCCAACGGCCUGCAGAUCUCCAAUUAUCACGGGUUCUUCCAGCAGCACACAUUUGGCGCCGACCUCGAGAUCGGCGUCAUUGAUGCAGACAAGGCGAUUGGCGUUACUUUUGGCUACGAUGGCAAACUUGACGCCAAGCUGGAUGCUCACUUCCAGUCCGCCCUUCUGUACACGACGGCAUCCGGCCAACGCCGCGUCAGGUGCUGCAACGUUAUAGCAAGCGUCAGCGACGUAGCGAGAGAGUGCGUGAAAUUCGUCGAUCAGGAUGCUGUGGUCUCCAUCUUGGCCAAAGAGGCAGCCACGAGCCUAGGAUCGACAUCUGUCACCUUGAAGGAAACGCGGCAACAGCUGACGGAGAAAACGAUCGACGUGUUGGCAAGCUAUAGGAAGAACUUCACGUCGCAAUCGCACCCGCCUGGUCAGCUGGUCAUGCCGGAGAAGCUGAAGGAAUUCUCCAUGUAUAUGCUUGGUCUGUUGAAGUGUCGUGCCUUCAAGGGCGGCAAUGAGAGUUCCGACCGCAGGGUACACGAGAUGCGUAUGUUGCGCUCUCUCGGACCCGGCGAGCUCAGUCUCUACCUCUACCCACGCAUGAUCCCCGUCCACAACCUAGCCCCUGAAGACGGGUUCCCUGACGAGAAUGGCCAUCUCAAGGUGCCUCCCGCCAUCCGAGCAUCAUUCUCACGAGUUGAAGCCGGCGGCGUAUAUCUGGUGGAUAACGGCCAACAGUGUCUGCUCUGGUUCCACAGCCAGACCUCUCCCAACCUCCUCGUGGACCUCUUCGGCGAUGGCAAAGAUAGUCUGAAAGCCCUGGACCCCUACAGCUCGAGCCUCCCGGUCCUCGAGACCCACCUUAACGCCCAAGUCCGUAACAUAGUCGAGUUCCUGAAGACGUUACGUGGUUCCAAGGCCUUCACCAUCCAGUUGGCGCGACAAGGCAUUGAUGGUGCCGAAUAUGAGUUCGCGAGGAUGCUGGUCGAGGAUCGAAACAACGAGGCGCAAAGCUAUGUGGACUGGCUUGUCCACCUGCACAAAGGUGUCCAGCUCGAGGUGAGUUAA
Messenger RNA from Neoarthrinium moseri, 3033 nucleotides. RefSeq lists its product as uncharacterized. Gene Ontology annotation, cellular component: endoplasmic reticulum exit site; COPII vesicle coat. NCBI's taxonomy places the organism in Eukaryota, Fungi, Ascomycota, Sordariomycetes, Amphisphaeriales, Apiosporaceae. The record is from RefSeq and is a predicted model, not a curated record. The coding region runs from base 1 to 3033 and encodes 1010 amino acids. Gene Ontology annotation, biological process: COPII-coated vesicle cargo loading; endoplasmic reticulum to Golgi vesicle-mediated transport; intracellular protein transport. The transcript is spliced from 2 exons. Gene Ontology annotation, molecular function: SNARE binding; zinc ion binding.